AUGGCCCGUGUGCAUUGCAACAAUUUGUUGGGUUUUCAUUGUGUUGGUAUUGAGGAAGCAGUAGGACACAGGGGUGGCAUUUGGUUUCUAUCUUCUAUUGCUAAUUCUUCUUGUGUGGUUAUUGAUCAAAUUGACCAAUGUAUCACAGUGAAAGUGAGUGUGGGCCAUAAUAAACCAUGGAUGGCUGUUGGUGAUUUUAAUGAGAUUGUAGCACCAGAUGAGAGUACAGGUGCUUAUUUUUCUUCUCACAGAGCUAGUCUAUUAGCUACUACUCUAGAUGACUGUGAGCUCUUUGAUCUUAAAGUGACUGGUAGGAGAUAUACUUGGUAUAGAGCAGUUCAGGCUAGCAGGGACUUGGCUAAAAGCCCCAGAGUGAAAGGUUCUCGUCCUUUUAGGUUCCAAGCUGCGUGGGCAACACAUCCUUCUUAUAAACAUGUUAUUAGUAAGGCUUGGAAUCAAGAGUUUGGAGGCGUUACUGAAAGGCUUAAGAUGGUUCAACAGGCUUCUUUGGACUUCAACUCAAAGAUUUUUGGAAAUAUUUUUGUGCGAAAAAAUAAGCUGGAAUAUCAGAUUGAUCAGAUUCAACGGCGUUUGGAGGUUACCGAUGUGUUAUCUCUGAGAAUUAAAGAAGCUGAACUGAGGGAAGAUUAUAAUAGGCUUUUAUUGCAAGAGGAACUUUUUUGGUACCAGAAAUCUAGAGACCAGUGGGUCAAAAACCAUAAUAGAGUACAUGGAUUAUAUGUUAGAGAUGGGUCUUGGUCUACUGAUCCAGAUGUUCUCCAGGAAGAAUCCCUCUCUUUUUACAAGAAUCUCUUUGGUACAACGGAAGAGGUUGAGGUUGAUUGUUUAGGGGAUGUUCCGAUGCCCACUCUAAGCACCGAGGCUUGUGCUAAGUUAAUUGACCUUAUCUCUUUUGCGGAAGUUAAGUCAGCAGUAUUCAGUAUGAGCCCUUUUAAGGCUCCUGGUCCAGAUGGCUUUCAAGCUUAUUUUUUUAAAGAAUAUUGGGAGAUAGUAGGCACUGAGAUUUGGAAUAUUGUCCGGAGCGCUUUUUUGGGAGAGUUCUUAAAUCCUAGCAUCAUGGAAACUCUGAUUGUGCUUAUUCCUAAAAUUGAUAAUCCUACCUUUAUGAAGGAUUUCAGGCCUAUUAGCUUGUGUAAUGUUGUUUAUAAAAUUAUCACCAAAGUAUUGACUAACCGACUUCGGCCUUUUCUUCCAGAUAUUGUUAGUCCUUUACAAGAAGGUUUUAUUCCGGGUCGUGGUGCUCCUGAUAAUAUUAUUGUGGCACAAGAAAUUCUGAAUUUCAUGAAGCACACAAAAUCCAAGAAAGGGUGGAUUGGAGGUUUUUGGGAGAGUACUCUCAUUGCUUUUGGUUUUCCUAUCAUCACUGUUAAUUUGAUUAUGACUUGUGUCCGUGCAUCCUCUCUUUCUAUUAUGUGGAAUGGGAAUAGAUUGGAUAGUUUUGCUCCUAGAAGGGGGCUUAGACAGGGCGAUCCAAUGUCUCCUUACUUAUUUGUGCUUUGUCUGGAAAGACUUGCCUGCUAUAUAUCUCAUAAGGUGGUCGAGGGUGUGUGGAAACCAGUUUCUGUCACUAGGGGUAGCCCAAAAUUUUCUCAUUUGAUGUUUGCAGAUGAUCUCUUACUCUUCUGUCAGGCUACAAAAAGUCAGAUCAAAUCAAAAUCUCUGUCUCUUCCUUCAUUUUGUUUGCAUUGGGUUUCACCUCCAGUUCAUUCUGUUAAAUUGAAUUGUGAUGCUAGUUGGUUUGCUCCUUCUGGCUAUGCUGGUUUUGGUUGUAUUAUUCGCAAUCCUGAUGGAUGUUGGUUGAAAGGUUGCACUGGAAAAGUCGAAGUGUGCAGUGUUCUUUUUGCUGAAUUGUAUGCAAUUUGGAGAGGUUUACUUCUUGCUUGGGAGAGUGGAUUUCGUGAGGUUAUUUGUGAAACAGACUGUUUAGAAGCUCUUUUCUUGGUAAACCAAAGAAUGCUUAGUAAGGAUAUUCCGGAAUGGGAUUUGGCAAAGCAUAUUCAGGAGGUUAUGAAUUGGAAUUGGAGAGUCUCUAUUCUUUUAAUUCAGAGGACUGCAAAUAGUGUUGCAGAUUGUAUGGCUAAAGCAGCUGCUUCUGUCGCGGAUAUUCACUCGAAUUGGAGCCAACCAUGGAGUGAGCUUCAACAUCUAAUAGAUUUAGAUAUGACCCUAGCCAAUUAA
This is a messenger RNA of Arachis duranensis, 2199 nucleotides long. RefSeq lists its product as uncharacterized. Gene Ontology annotation, molecular function: RNA-DNA hybrid ribonuclease activity; nucleic acid binding. The record is from RefSeq and is a predicted model, not a curated record. Bases 1 to 2199 code for a protein of 732 amino acids. The transcript is spliced from 7 exons. Lineage: Eukaryota; Viridiplantae; Streptophyta; Magnoliopsida; Fabales; Fabaceae.